This is a messenger RNA of Parathielavia appendiculata, 642 nucleotides long. RefSeq lists its product as uncharacterized. Bases 1 to 642 code for a protein of 213 amino acids. Gene Ontology annotation, biological process: cell-cell adhesion. The record is from RefSeq and is a predicted model, not a curated record. NCBI's taxonomy places the organism in Eukaryota, Fungi, Ascomycota, Sordariomycetes, Sordariales, Chaetomiaceae. The transcript is spliced from 3 exons. Gene Ontology annotation, cellular component: membrane.
AUGGCCCCGCACCCUGAACCUCAAGCCGCCAUCUUCUACACGAAGACCGACUUCUCCGGCACCCCCAACGCCUACAAGGUCGGUGACGAGAUUACACUCCCCGGCGAGCUCAACGACAAGUUUCAGUCGGUUGAGGUGGGCGUCAACGCCAAGGUCAUUGCCUGGCAGCACUAUGACGGGUCAGGCAUCUACAAGGAGUGGGAGGGCCAGCAGCCCGAUAUCACCUCCAUCCAAGGCCUCACCCGCUUCAAGGUCGUGCCGGCCAACACGCGGGCCAUCGCUUUUGCCUUCCAGGACGCGACGGGCGGCAAGCCGCUCCAGUACACGCUCAAGGUCGACGCCGCUGACGUCGGCGCCGUCAAGCUGUUCUCCAAAGACGCGGCGGCGGCGGCAGAGGGCAACGAGUACCGCCUUGUCGGACUCAUGCCCGAGGGGGGGCUGCCGGUGACCACGGCGGUGUAUGUGAGGAAUGAGGCUGAUGGGGGGUAUGUAGCUGUGGGAUCUGUUUACUUUCAGUGGGAUGAGAAGGACGGCCAGAUGCACAUUGUGCAGGACGACAACUGGCCCAAGCAGCUCAAGCAAGAGCAGACCGGGCCGAGUGCCUUCUUGGUUACGUUGGUGGAUGCCACCCCGUCGUCCUAG